Mandrillus leucophaeus (drill) is the source of this 4863-nucleotide messenger RNA. RefSeq names its product GC-rich sequence DNA-binding factor 2 (gene GCFC2). Gene Ontology annotation, cellular component: nucleus. Gene Ontology annotation, biological process: mRNA splicing, via spliceosome. Gene Ontology annotation, molecular function: DNA binding. The record is from RefSeq and is a predicted model, not a curated record. The transcript has 17 exons. Lineage: Eukaryota; Metazoa; Chordata; Mammalia; Primates; Cercopithecidae. Bases 551 to 2896 code for a protein of 781 amino acids.
GAAGUCCUGUUGCCUGAGAGUAGUCGUUUGAUUUUUGCUAGUCUGUAUGCAUUGUUUAUGUACAGACUUUACUGUUUUUCUCUCAGAAGCAUCUCCUCCUACCCCGAGCCUCACACUAUUGGGGUUUCGUUUGUUUUACAUCUUGGUUGGAGGGGGCUCUUUCUCCGGAAAAUAAAAGACAACGGAUCUGGCUCCAGUCCAGGACGGAGAGCAUAAAGCCUAAUUCACAAGGAGAGCACGUGAGUUCUGCUCUCCGUGGGACUCAGCCCAGAGAGGCCGUGGAAAUCUCUACAUGUCAGUCCACGCAACCUAAACUGGCAAAAGGAACGCUUUGCCUCUCCAGACCCAGACCCCGGAACAGAAUUCGGCCAACCACAGCCAAGAAGGCAAAGCACGCAGGCGCAGACAGAGAAGCGGGUAGUAGAAGGCUGGCGGACGGGCGCGCGCACUCGGCGACCAGGAGAGGCGGGAGCGCGCGUUGGGGGCGGGCACUGAAGCUCUGGCUUGGGGUUCAGCGGGUCGUAGGGCUCCGGGCCCUUCGGUCUCGGCCAUGGCUCACAGGCCGAAAAGGACUUUUCGGCAGCGCGCUGCCGAUUCCAGCGACAGCGAUGGCGCCGAGGAGUCGCCUGCUGAGCCUGGGGUGCCGAGAGAAGUUGCGGCCCCAGGUUCUGCGGAGGAAGGGCCGCCCUCUGGAGGAGGCCGCGCGCGGGUGGCAGGACGGCCUCACCGGGUUCGGGGCCCUCGUGGCCGGGGCCGGGUCUGGGCGAGCUCCCGGCGCGCCAAGGAAGCGGCUCCCCGCGCGGACGAAGGCUCAGAAUCCAGAGUCCUUGGUGUGUCCACAGAUGAAGAGGAUGAAAUACAUCACUCCUCAGAAAGUAAGGAUGAUCAGGGUUUGUCUUCUGACAGCUCUAGCUCUCUUGGAGAAAAAGAACUUUCAUCAACAGUUAAGAUCCCAGAUGCAGCUUUUAUUCAGGCAGCCCGCAGAAAACGUGAAUUGGCCAGAGCCCAAGAUGACUAUAUUUCUUUGGAUGUAGAACAUACCUCUACCGUCUCUGGUAUGAAGAGAGAGAGUGAAGAUGACCCUGAGAGUGAGCCUGAUGACCAUGAAAAGAGAAUACCAUUUACCCUAAAACCUCAAACAUUUAGACAAAGGAUGGCUGAGGAAUCAAUAAGUAGAAAUGAAGAAACAAGUGAAGAAAGUCAGGAAGAUGAAAAACAGGAUAUUUGGGAACGACAACAAAUGAGAAAAGCAGUUAAAAUCAUAGAGGAAAGAGACAUAGAUCUUUCCCAUGGCAGUGGAUCUUCAAAAGUGAAGAAAUUUGAUACCUCCAUUUCAUUUACACCAGUAAAUUUGGAAAUUAUAAAGAAGCAAUUAAAUACUAGAUUAACAUUACUACAGGAAACUCACCGCUCACACCUGAGGGAGUAUGAAAAAUAUGUACAAGAUGUCAAAAGCUCAAAGAGUACCAUCCAGAACCUAGAGAGUUCAUCAAAUCAAGCUCUAAAUUGUAAAUUCUAUAAAAGCAUGAAAAUUUAUGUGGAAAAUUUAAUUGACUGCCUUAAUGAAAAGAUUAUCAACAUCCAAGAAAUAGAAUCAUCCAUGCAUGCACUCCUUUUAAAACAAGCUAUGACCUUUAUGAAACGCAGGCAAGAUGAAUUAAAACAUGAAUCAACGUAUUUACAACAGUUAUCACGCAAAGAUGAGAUGUCCACAAGUGGAAACUUAGCAGUAGAUGAAAAAACUCAGUGGAUUUUAGAAGAGAUUGAAUCUCGAAGGACAAAAAGAAGACAAGCAAGGAUGCUUUCUGGGAAUUGUAACCAUCAGGAAGGGACAUCUAGUGAUGAUGAACUGCCUUCAGCAGAGAUGAUUGACUUCCAAAAAAGCCAAGGUGACAUUUUACAGAAACAGAAGAAAGUUUUUGAAGAUGUGCAUGAUGAUUUUUGUAACAUCCAGAAUAUUUUGUUGAAGUUUCAGCAAUGGCGAGAAAAGUUUCCUGACUCCUAUUAUGAAGCUUUCAUUAGUUUGUGCAUACCAAAGCUUUUAAAUCCCCUAGUACGAGUUCAGUUGAUUGACUGGAAUCCUCUUAAGUUGGAUUCCACAGGUUUAAAAGAGAUGCCAUGGUUCAAAUCCGUAGAAGAAUUUAUGGAUAGCAGUGUAGAAGAUUCAAAGAAGGAAAGUAGUUCAGAUAAAAAAAUCUUGUCUGCAAUCAUCAACAAAACAAUUAUUCCCCGACUUACAGACUUUGUAGAAUUCCUUUGGGAUCCUUUGUCAGCCUCACAGACAACAAGUUUAAUAACACAUUGCAGAGUGAUUCUUGAAGAACAUUCCAUUUGUGAAAAUGAAGUUAGUAAAAGCAAACAGGAUUUACUGAAAUCCAUUGUUUCAAGAAUGAAGAAGGCAGUAGAAGAUGAUGUUUUUAUUCCUCUGUAUCCAAAGAGUGCUGUAGAAAAUAAAACAUCACCUCAUUCAAAGUUCCAAGAAAGACAGUUCUGGUCAGGCCUAAAGCUCUUCCACAAUAUUCUUCUUUGGAAUGGACUCCUUACAGAUGACACCUUGCAAGAACUAGGACUAGGGAAGCUGUUAAAUCGUUACCUUAUUAUAGCUCUUCUCAAUGCCACACCUGGGCCAGAUGUGGUUAAAAAGUGCAAUCAGGUAGCAGCAUGUCUACCAGAAAAAUGGUUUGAAAAUUCUGCCACGAGGACAUCUAUUCCACAGCUAGAAAACUUCAUUCAGUUUUUAUUGCAGUCUGCACAUAAAUUAUCUAGAAGUGAAUUCAGGGAUAAAGUCGAAGAAAUAAUUCUUAUUUUGGUGAAAAUAAAAGCUUUGAAUCAAGCAGAAUCCUUCAUAGGAGAGCAUCACCUAGACCAUCUUAAAUCACUAAUUAAUAAAGAUUGAAUAAACUUUAUAGGAAAAUCCUAAAAUUUUAAUAUAGUUACACUCAGUUCCUUUGCUUGAGAAGAAGCUGGUGCCUCUGUCUUCUUUAUUCCCUGUAAGAGAAGGUAGGAUUUGCAAAAAAGCAAGACUCCACCUCUAUUCCCCCCAUUCUCUACCUUCUGGCAUCAUGAAAAGCUGCCACGAUUCUGUGGUGUUCUAAGGAAUUAAAUGCAGUGGAGCUUUAAGAGCUCAAUGUGUUUCCCUUUGAUUCUUUUGGCUGGUCUUUCAGUUUUCUUAAGAGGGGAACUGGAGAAACCUUGCCAAAGGUUUUGGCUUAAGUGAGCAUGCUAGUGAGUCUUCUGUCCUGAACCACAGUAAUAUCUUUUAGUUCUCUUUAACUACCUUUAUUUAAAAAUAAGUCAAUAUGAAAAUCUCAGUUGGAGUCAAUUAUUUGCUGAGUAUUAAAUGAUUAAGGCAUUUGCUGAUUGUCAAAUUGUCCUUUAGAAAAAUCUGUACCAAUUUAAUGUACCAACACAAGUGUAAGUGAGUGCCAGUGAACCCCUACCAGCAUAGUUAUUAUCCUUUUUUUUAAAAUGCAUUGAAAAUUUGAAAGGUAAAAAUAAUCUUAUUUUAAUAGCUCAUUUUGUUUUGGCUAUUAGAGAGUAAACAUACUUGUUUUGGCCAUUUGUAAUUAUUUCUGAAAUAUCCAUCUUUUUGUUAUGGACUUUACGACCUUUAUAUUUUUAAAGAUACUGAAUUUUUGCCCAUGCUUGUGGCAGAAGUUUUCCUUAUUUGCCAUUUUUCUUUUCAUUUUUUUUAAUUAUAUUUUUUGAGACAGGUCUGGCUCUGUCACCAAGGCUGGAGUGUAGUGACACAAUCUCAGCUCACUGCAGCCUCUGCCUCCUGGGCUCAAGCAGUCCUCCCACUUCAACCUCCCAAGUAGCUGGGACUGUAGGCAUGUACCACCACGACCAGCUGAUUUUUGUAUUUUUUUUUUUUAGGGAUGAGGUUUUGCGACCUUGCCCAGGCUGGUCUCAAACUCCUGAGCUCAAGCAAUCUACCCACCUUGACCUCCCAAAGUGCUGGGAUUACAGGCUUAAGCCACCAUAUUUGGCCUUUUUAAAAAUUUGUUGAUUUUUUUAAUGCAUUAAGACAUUACUUGUUAGCAAGUUAUUACUUUGUUUUUUUGUCAUUGGUGGUAGGACUAAGAAAGGAACAGAUAUUUUAAAUACUCAGAACGUGAUUCAUUUUCUGAUAAAAUAUUUGUCUAAUAAGACUGAGGCAAGAUAAUUUAAUCAAAAGAAAUUAAGAGCAUUUUCCAAAAUGUCAGUUUACUAGUAAUUUUUCUAAGUCUACUUAUUAAAUAACUUAAGGGAAACCGUAAAUAUAUUUUGCAAAUUGUUGCCCAAAAGAUAAUUGCAAAAACUUGAAUAUAUUGUAGGAUUUGAAUAUAUAGCCUACUUUUAUGUCACCCCUACCUUCAAAACUACAUAUAAUUUAUUUUAGGAGUUGGGUGUGUUAUGUCCGUUGCAGUGAGGACUUGUGAUUCACUGGUAUGAAGAAUUUUUUAAUGUUUAUCUUAGUAGCAAAAUUAUACAAGAAUAGACUCUCAUCUAGAAAAUUCAAACCAUUGUUGAAAAGCAGUUAGCAUUUCCACACAACUGUUGUCCCCAGAGGUAACUGCUGUUUUCAUUUUAAUGUUAUCCUUUUAGAUCUUUUCUCUAUUUACAAAAAUGUUGCGUUUUUAUGUGUACAUAAAGUUUUGGGUUUUUUUUUUUUCUUUUUACAUAAGUGGCAGAUACUCUAUUGCACAUGCAAUUUGUAAUUUUUUUCUAUUUAAAGUACACAUUUGGAAAUUAUCCUCUAACUUUUGGAUUUUUAACUAAAGAUAUGUUGGAUGUGUUCCUUUAUGUUUUUAAGUUCAGCUAAGAAACCUUCCUACCUUUUUGUGGAAGAUAAAUUAUUAAAACCGCUUUCAAAACUACAAA